CGCAACGAGAGGUCAACGAACGAUCGCGCCAAAUUGCCGAAGCGAAGUCGCAAUUUACUACGUUGUUGUUUGUCGUGAAAAACUGUGUUGUGAAAAAUGUCGUCCCAGCGUAAAAAAGCCAGAGUUACCACGAAAACUACCAUCGAUUCCCUACCGGAUGAGGUUAUGUGCAUGAUAUUUAACCGGUUGCAUGAAUACGACGUAAAAAGCGCGUCGCAAACCUGCCAUCGAUGGAACAAUAUCAUAUUCAGGAGUAAUUAUGUUUCACGAUUAAAGUUGAAAAUUAAUUUGAAGAACGUGGAGGCUGUGUCCAAGUCCCAACGCUGCUACAGAAACGUUAAAUGGGCCGUAUAUGAUCAAGAAACGUUAUCGAUGUGGGGCACUAUUCACCCAAAAAUCACGAACAAUCUUCAUUCGCUGGAGAUUACAUGUACGAAGCAGCAAUCUACACCCUCGACGAUUGCUUUGAUAUCGGAGUCAGUGCCGUUAAUGACGCAGCUUCGGUCGCUUGCUUUUAUCGAUAACAUCAGAGAUACCUUUGAUCAAGAUAUCACGCCAACUCUUCGCAGCAACUCUAUUACCCGAUUUAAGUUCAUAUCCAAUUUUAAGAUUCGAGUGGAUAUGCCCGAGUUGCAAGUGUUCGAGGGUAAUUUGUCCGCAUUGAGUACACCAGAUGAAUGCAUCCAGCAACCUGCCCUCGACAAGCUGAAGGAACUUACUGUAAGCCGCUAUAACUUGCAGUCAGAUGCAUCUCUCAAUCUUCAGAUAUCGAUAGCAGCGGCCAAAUCCAUCUUCCGACGAUUGCCAAACAUUAAAAAAAUGACAUGGGAUAUUCGUGUUGAAGGUGCAAUUUGCGAUGCCAUAUGUGAAAUGUGCACAACACUAGAGGAGCUUUCCUUCGAUUAUGGAAUGAAUGCCGACGUCAAUGUAGCAAAUUUAAACAAACUUAAACAUCUUCAAAGUCUUCGACUUUGGGCUAUUCGGUUUGAUCGGGAAACGCAAUUCACGGAUUCCGUUUUUGAUUGGUCAAAAUUAACCCAAAUAGAGGAUAUAUUUCUGGGAUAUGAAGUACGAGAUGCUCUGAAACUUCCCAGAUCAGUUAAAAGGCUUGAGGUGUGUAUUGACAGUGACAACGAAGAAAGUGUGAUUAAAACUAUCACUAACAGCGCUGCACACUUGAAAGAACUGAAGGUGGUGAUUUCUGAUCGCGACGGCGAUGGUAUGGAUUACGAUGAACCCAUUGAAUUGUUGAAAGCGUUGUCGCGUUUAAAACAUCUCGAAGUUCUCACAUUCUACCAAGGACUUUUCCUAGAAUCUAGUUUCCAACGUAUGAAAGCACCCCUGGUUCGGCUGCACAAACUACGGUUCUAUGAUGCUCAAUUAAAGACGUCAAAAUCUGUUCGCGAAAUCCAGGGAAUGUCGGUUUCGAGCUAUAAAUUUCGUGCGCUAAAGAAAAGGUUCCCUAAAUUGAAAGAGCCGGAAUAUUCAGAAUGUUCAUUGCAACCAGAUAUAGGAAGUGACUCAGAAUAUGACUCUAGUUGUCUAUCGGACUCUGAUGAGUAUUAUAAAUGUUGAUUAUGAUGGAGCUACUGGUAGUUCAAGACAAACUUAUUUCGUUUGAAAAUGCAUAAGAAUAGUACUUGUUGGAAUAGAUUUCCUUUCGCUUUCUUACAAAUCGAAGCUCAACAUAGAAUUGUGGAAGCAGAGCUUAAAUGAAAUGGAUUUUUUCGUGGAAUUCAAGGAGAGAGCGGACUCUUAUUUGAAUGUUCAAAGGUAGUCGGUUGUAUGGUUUAAUUAUCUUAAGUAUAGUAGCAGAUCGCAUCUGGUACACUCCGAAUAUGCCUACGAAGCGAUCGUAGACAAAUGUGACCACUGCUGCGCCAUGAUUUAUAACAAAACAAAUAAAUAAAUAAAAAUAUGUUGUUUCCAUCUAA
This is a messenger RNA of Anopheles aquasalis, 1934 nucleotides long. RefSeq lists its product as uncharacterized. Lineage: Eukaryota; Metazoa; Arthropoda; Insecta; Diptera; Culicidae. The record is from RefSeq and is a predicted model, not a curated record. Gene Ontology annotation, molecular function: protein binding.